AUGCCAAAGUAUUAUUGUGAUUAUUGUAAGUCUUAUUUGACUCAUGAUACAAUGAGUGUCAGAAAAAGUCACCUUAUAGGUAAGAACCACAUUAAAAAUUAUUGUAAUUAUUAUGAAUUAAAAGCUAAAGAGUUGGGUAUUUGGGAUAAUUCAACUGAUGAUAAACCAAAUAUAACUUUAAAAGAUUUGAAUAAGGAUAAUGACGAUGAUUUUAUGCUACCUCCUCCUAACCAUUUAACUGGGUUGCCAUUGCCUCCUAAAUCUAUAUUUCAUAAUACGAAAGAGUAUCAAAAGGCGAUUUAUAAGAGUACUAAGUGA
This is a messenger RNA of Insectozyma verbasci, 318 nucleotides long. The record is from the annotation of a GenBank genome assembly. NCBI's taxonomy places the organism in Eukaryota, Fungi, Ascomycota, Pichiomycetes, Serinales, Debaryomycetaceae.